ACUUAUUACGUUCGAAACAGGACAGUGUGAUGUCUAGUCGUGCUCUUCGUCGACUUCAAAAGGACAAUAUCCCUGUUCUUAUCAAUGACAGUGGCGACGAGAACAAUUACAGUAACAGUGAGAAGGAGUUAAACAAUGAGGAUUAUCUUCUGAAACCACGCGCACGCAAUAAAAACAAGAAAAAGAAAGAAUUCGUUGGUAAUCGUUUCGAUUUGCUGGAAAAUGGGAACAAAGAAGAUGAGUGUGAUGAAGAGGAAAAAGAAAAGGAUGAUACUCAAGCAGAAUUAACAGAAGAGUCAAAUGAAGUUGUUCAGAAAGAAAGCAAAAUUGUACCACAAAAAAAGAAAAAAAAGAAGAAAUCUAAAGCUACUCAUGGAUUCUGUAAAAAUGAAACAACUAUUGCACAAAAUAAUAAUGAUGACAUUGAUGCAGAAAUAGAAGAAGCAAAUGCUAUUUUGGGAGAAUUUCCUGUUCAGGAAAGUAAGGUCUCAGAUAAAGAAAUAGCAGCAAGCAGCACACGUUCAAUUUUUAAUGUUGAGCACAGGCAUUUAAACCCUGAGUAUGAACUGAAAAGAUUAUUUGGCUCCCGAGUUAUAAAAAGUGAACUAACAUCAAGAAGAAACAGAAAAGGUCGACCAACACCAUGGCUUAGCACACCUAAAGAUAAUUGGUCACCUUACGUAAAGACAGGUUUAUCAAUGUCUUUGGUGAAGACAGCUGAUGAUGGUAGCCAGCAGAUGUUUACAUUUGAGCACAAUCAUCAAUAUCAAGAAAUUCAGUUCAAAUUCUAUGAUGCUGUUGAAUCAUUAAACACAAACACUAUUGCUGAUAUUCUCCAAGACCAUCCGUAUCAUAUUGACAGUCUUAUUCAAUUCAGUGAAAUCUGUAAAAAUGGAGAGGACCUCAACAGAGCUAAAGAAUUAAUAGAAAGAGCUCUCUUUUCUUUUGAGAUGUCAUUUCACCCACUGUUCAGCCUAACUAAAGGAAAUUGCUUACUGGAUUUUCGGCGCCAAGAGAACAGAGCAUUUUAUACUGCUCUUUUCAAGCACAUUUUUUAUCUUGGCAGUAAAGGUUGCAACAGAACUGCACUUGAAUACUGUAAACUUCUACUUAGCCUUGACCCUGACAAUGACCCUCUCUGUGUUUUACUCUUCAUUGACUACUAUGCACUCAGAGCUGAAGAGUUCUCAUUUCUGAUAAGGUUCUAUGAAGAGCAAGAGCCUCACAAAAAUUUGUCACAAUUACCAAAUUUUGCAUUCUCAGUUCCACUAGCUAUGUAUCAUCUGGCAAUUCAAAAUAAUGAAAGUACAGAGAAAGCUGACAAAAGGUUACAAGAAAGCCUUCGUAUGUUUCCUGCACUGCUGUUCUUUCUUCUGGAUAAAUGUAGUGUCAACCCUGCAGGAGUAGUCACCAGUUGCCACUUGUUCACUGAAGCUCAAGUGGGAUUGCCAAGUGGUUUACGCCAACUGAUUGGUCUUUAUACUGGGCAAGUCUGGCCUUGUUGGAAAGUUAUGCAAAAUGUCCAGUGGCUUGAGAAAAAUGUUGAAGUAGUUGUACAAAACUUCCAAGCUGAAAAUGAUGAUAAAAAGGAAUAUUAUCGAAGAUUUCACCGACGAUAUCAAGGCACACCUAGAAAUAUUUGUCGAUAUAUACUUCUGUCUGAGAUCAAAGAAGCUAUGUCAGAUCUUCCACCGGACAUUACAAACUCAGUUAUUCUAAGUUAUGAUAUUUUACCACCAAGGGACAAUAUAGAGACGUACAAACGGCCACAGAGACCUAGAAGAGUGUCUUCCACCAGCGGAGGAGUUACUACAUUCCUUAGGUCCUUACUGCCAGACUUUUCUAUUGAUGAACCACUUGAAGAAGAACAUGGUGCCACAGGAGGAGGCCAUGGUGCCCAACUGACCAAUAGCAUAGAAACUUUAUUGGAAGUGAUGCGAGAUUUAAUGGGUAAUAUUCGGCCUGUACCACCUCCAAUUGAGAAUCCUCAGAAUCAAGCUGAUCCACCAGAAGAACAUAAUGAAGAAUGGGGUUAACCCAAACAGAUUCAGAAAGGGAAUUAUUUGAAAAUAAAAUUGUUUCUAUUUUUCUUUUGUUAAUAUUCUCAGAUUCUAAAAGGAUUCUUAAUUUAAUAGGCUAAUUACAAAAUAACCCAUAUUGUAUCUUUUUGCUAUUUAAUAUUUUUAAAGAAGCUGUGAAUAAAAUCAUGCUAAUCUUGAA
Octopus sinensis (East Asian common octopus) is the source of this 2220-nucleotide messenger RNA. RefSeq names its product transcription factor 25. Lineage: Eukaryota; Metazoa; Mollusca; Cephalopoda; Octopoda; Octopodidae. The transcript is spliced from 16 exons. Bases 30 to 2036 code for a protein of 668 amino acids. Gene Ontology annotation, cellular component: RQC complex. The record is from RefSeq and is a predicted model, not a curated record.